UUGAAUAUUCAAUCCAAAACAUUCUCAACUAAUUUGAAUAAAAUAAGUUGGAUCAGCAUCCGCGUGCUCGAUCGCGCAUCACUUUCUUCGAGUCCACUUCCAUGGCAGAUCGGAAUCCCAGCUUAAACGCCGCCCAUUUCGUUGAUAUUCGAAGCGGUUUCUGUCCUCAGACGAAGAUUUUCCGUAGCCUCCGACCACCCCUCAUAAUUCCGCCAUUAUCUCAGCCUCUCUCCGUUACCGAACACGCCCUUUCUCUCCUUCAAUCGUCCCCUCCUCCUUCAAAUGCCGCCGUUCUCGUCGACUCCAACUCCGGUGUUCAUCUCUCCUAUGCCAUUUUUCUCCGUCAAAUACGAACCCUUGCCUCUAAUCUUAAAGCGUUAACCUCACUCUCCAAUGGUCAAGUGGCUUUUAUUCUCGCACCGACUUCUCUGGAAGUCCCUGUGUUGUAUUUUGCUCUGUUAUCUCUCGGUGUUGUUAUCUCUCCGGCUAAUCCGAUUGGUUCCGAUUCGGAGAUUUCUCAUCAGAUUCGACUCAGUCAACCGGUCAUUGCCUUCGCUACAUCCUCGACGGCGUCCAAGCUCCCCAAGCUUCCACUCGGCACCGUCCUGAUCGAUUCUCCUGCGUUUCUCUCCAUGAUGACCGAAAUCAAUAGAUCUGAUGGUAUUGCCGACGUUAAAGUCGAUCAAUCCGACUCGGCGGCGAUCCUGUACUCGUCAGGAACGACAGGGCGAGUGAAAGGCGUGUUACUGAGUCAUCGAAACCUUAUUGUGGUGAACUCUAGUCCUAAUCCUCUUCUAUCUGAGGUCAACAACGGAGAGACGGAGCCACGUCAGGUGUCUCUGUGUCUGUUGCCUCUGUUCCAUGUUUUCGGAUUCGUCAUGUUGCUUCGAGCGAUUUCACGAGGAGAAACAUUGGUUCUGAUGCAAAAAUUCGACUUCGUGGAGAUGCUAUCAGCAGUAGAGAAGUUUGGAGUUACGUACAUCCCAGUUUCUCCGCCGCUAGUGGUGGCGCUGGCCAAGUCGGAACUGGUGGCGAAAUACGAUCUCAGUUCUCUUCAAGUUUUGGGGUGCGGCGGCGCUCCUCUUGGGAAAGAAGUCAUCGAGAAAUUCCAUCAGAAAUUGCCCAAAGUUGAAAUUAUCCAGGGAUAUGGGUUGACAGAGAGUACAGCGGGGGCAGCAAGAAGUAUGGGGCCCGAGGAAAGCAGCAACACGAAGUCAGUAGGCCGCCUAUCUGAAAACAUGGAAGCCAUGAUUGUGGAUCCUGAUUCUGGAGAGGCCUUGCCUCCUGGCCAUAGAGGAGAGCUUUGGCUGCGUGGUCCAGGAAUCAUGAAAGGUUAUGUAGGAGAUGCCAAGGCAACUACCGAAACCCUGCAUCCAGAUGGAUGGCUAAAGACCGGUGAUCUUUGCUAUUUUGAUUCCGAUGGAUUCCUCUACAUUGUUGAUAGAUUAAAAGAAUUGAUCAAGUACAAGGCUUAUCAGGUCCCACCUGCAGAAUUGGAACAUUUGCUUCAAUCCAACCCUGAAAUCAUUGACGCUGCUGUGAUACCCUAUCCCGAUGAAGAUGCUGGAGAGAUUCCUAUGGCUUACGUUGUUAGAAAGCCUGGAAGCAAUAUCACUGAGGCUCAAGUUAUUGAUUUCAUUGCUAAACAGGUUGCACCGUACAAGAAAAUUCGACGAGUUUCGUUUAUCGACGCGAUCCCGAAAUCGCCUGCCGGGAAGAUUCUGAGGAGGGAGCUGACCCAACAUGCUCGCUCUCAUGGUUCUAAUAAGCUCUAAGGAAGAUAUGUUCCCAUGAAAAUGCACGUAGUUUUGCACCACAGAAACUUCAAAAACAAAAAUAAAAAUAAGAUUUUAAAAUUAAAAAUAAAAAAUCUUAUUUUU
Cucurbita pepo subsp. pepo (vegetable marrow) is the source of this 1880-nucleotide messenger RNA. RefSeq names its product 4-coumarate--CoA ligase-like 9. The record is from RefSeq and is a predicted model, not a curated record. Gene Ontology annotation, molecular function: CoA-ligase activity. NCBI's taxonomy places the organism in Eukaryota, Viridiplantae, Streptophyta, Magnoliopsida, Cucurbitales, Cucurbitaceae.